Molecule: messenger RNA, 1620 nt
Organism: Hymenoscyphus albidus
Lineage: Eukaryota; Fungi; Ascomycota; Leotiomycetes; Helotiales; Helotiaceae
Source: the annotation of a GenBank genome assembly
CCCAUCGAGAGAAAAAAAGAAGAAGAAGAAGAAGAAGAAACCAUGACAGGCCCAGCAACGUACGUCCCCCUCCCUCCCCCAACCACCCACCAAAAACCAUCAUCUAACCUCCCCAAAGACCCGGCCAAGAAGGGCCCUCCUUUGCGCCUCCCCAUCUCCCCGAAGGCUGGAUCGCCCAAUGGGACGGCAUGUCGAAAAAGUACUACUUCGUCCAACUCAGCACGGGAGCAAGUCAAUGGGAGACGCCCGACCGACCGGCACCAGGAAGCCAAAUCUCGCCACAGGCCACGCCGCAGAACCACGAGAGUCCGUAUGGAGGACCCCCCGGCGCGACGGGACAGCAGGAGUUGAAUAUCAUCACGAAUGCGGAUGGGAGUCAGAGUGUGCGCCAUGCGGAUGGGACGAUGGAACCGUAUUCUGGGGAGAGGGGGAUUGGGGUAUGUUCCUUUGUUUUUUUCUAAACUUUUUUUGAGAGGGAGAGAGAGGGGGAUGGGGUAUGUGAGGUGUGCUGACGGUGGUGUUUUAGUCUUUUGCUAUGAAUCAAUUGAUGGGAGGGAAGAAAACUGGUGGUGGUGGUGGGGGAUUGGGCUCGUUAGCAAGUUCCUUCCUGGGAGGAGGAAGUAGUCACGGAUCAUCCGGGGGAAAGCCAAGUGGAGGUGCUGGUGGUCUUGUAGGAGCUCUGGCAGGUAGUCUGCUGGGAGGUGGAAAGAAGACGAGUAGUCAGCAAGGUGGUAACUAUUCAGGUGGCCAUAGUCAGGGAGGUGGAGGUCUGAUGGGAAGUCUGGGUGGAAUGGCUGGAAGCAUGUUUGGUGGUAGUAGUCACGGUUCGGUAUGUUUUGACACCUUGACAAAUUUCGCAUGCUUUUGAAAUUGAUAUUGAUUAUAGCAGCAGCAACAAAACCAAAGUGGAGGUAACCAAUAUGGUUAUUCUACAGGAGGUGCUAAUCAACAAGGUGGAUACUCUGGAUCGGCUCCUCCAGCUUCAUACCAGGGAGGAAACGGUGCAAACGUCUAUAACCCACCAUCUCAUGGACAAUCAGCACAAACUUCAUAUCACCAACCAACUCCUUCUCAUGCCCAACAACCUUCAUAUGGAUCCCCCGAUCCUCACGGUCAAGCCCAUAAUCAAUACGGAGGGGCACCUUCACAUCAAAGCAACCCACCAUACGGAUCGCCAAAUCCCCAACAACCUCAAUAUGGUCAACACCAAGGCCAACCAGGGCAAUAUCCGCCACCGCCACAAGGUCAACAAUCUGGAUAUAGUCAAGGAGGAACACCAGGUCAAUAUCCACCACCUCCCCAAGGUCACCCACCAGGAGGACAACCACAAUACGGCCAAGCACCACCAGGACAGUAUCCCCCACCACCUCAAUAUGGACAGGGAGUUGGUGGAAACCUCAACCAACCUCAGCAUUCUCAUAUGCAAGGCUUACACAAUGCUGAGCACUCUGGGGGUCUGUAUGGCAACCCUCCUGUUCCAACCAACACCCGUCCACAAUCCGGUCCAGGUUAUGGAGGAGUGGGUGGUCCGCCAGGUGGAAGUGGUGGUCCUGUAAGUGGAUAUGGCGCAGCUCAGGGAGGAUAUUCUGGACAGCAGAAAUGGUAAUGGUGGAUGGCCCC